Molecule: messenger RNA, 831 nt
Organism: Centrocercus urophasianus (Greater sage-grouse)
Lineage: Eukaryota; Metazoa; Chordata; Aves; Galliformes; Phasianidae
Gene: CRYAA
Product: crystallin alpha A
Exons: 3
Coding region: 1-831 (276 amino acids)
Biological process (GO): protein refolding; response to heat; lens development in camera-type eye
Molecular function (GO): structural constituent of eye lens; protein folding chaperone
Source: RefSeq, a predicted model, not a curated record
AUGCCCCUGGGCAGAAACCAUCUCAUGCAUCACAGCCUGGCAGCAUCCCUCCAGGAGAUCUGGCGCUGGUUCCCACCAGACUGUCAUCCCCAGGUCAGUCUCCGCAUUUCUGCUGACCACGUUGCCUUCGUCGUGAGAUCAUGUCUUUCCAGAGAAAUCCCACUAAUGCCUUCAUUCUGCGAGAUCGGUAUAUAUAGGGGCAGCCUUCCCCGGGCUGCACUGUGCAGGCCAGCAAAGGCAUCGCUGUCCUCCAAGCGGUUGCACGGCUCCCACGCUCUCCUUUUAGAACAAGACAUAGCAGCAGCAAAUAUGGACAUUACCAUCCAGCACCCCUGGUUCAAACGCGCCCUGGGACCCCUGAUUCCAAGCCGUUUGUUCGACCAGUUUUUUGGAGAGGGUCUCCUGGAGUACGAUCUCCUGCCUUUGUUCUCCUCCACUAUCAGCCCCUACUACCGGCAGUCCCUGUUCCGCAGCGUGCUGGAGUCGGGCAUUUCAGAGGUGAGGUCUGACCGGGACAAGUUUACAAUCAUGCUGGAUGUAAAACACUUCUCUCCUGAAGAUUUGAGCGUGAAGAUUAUUGAUGACUUUGUGGAAAUCCACGGCAAGCACAGUGAAAGACAGGAUGAUCACGGCUACAUCUCCCGCGAGUUCCACCGCCGGUACCGCCUGCCUGCCAAUGUGGACCAGUCUGCCAUCACCUGUUCCCUGUCCAGUGACGGCAUGCUGACCUUCUCGGGCCCAAAGGUCCCCUCCAAUAUGGACCCCAGCCACAGCGAGAGGCCCAUCCCUGUGUCCCGGGAGGAAAAGCCCACCUCUGCACCUUCCUCCUAA